UUGCCCUGGUCCGAGGUGGAAUUCCCUGUCCCGGCGUUCGAGCCAGUCGUGCCGGCGUGAUCCACUUCGCACCAACACGACGUGGCGAGGACCACCGGAGGAGAAGGGGUUGCCUCGUGCUUCGUCGGAGGUGCUUAAGGACUAGGAGUUACAAUUUUUACGCUUUUUCUGAGAAGUAUAUUACUGUCACAACCGCACGCCACGCUUUGAAAUUUUGUUGAUCUCGACUUGCAACGUGUGUGCCUUACAUUUUAUUUUUACAACUUUUUUGCUGCCUGUUCCUUGUUCAUGUUCAUCAAAAGCUAAAUCCGUUUUCAUACACAAAAUGUUCCACGCUCGAUUUAACAAAAUGCCACAACUUGAAAAAAAUAGUCGAUUAACUUUUUUCCCGCAAGGGUUUUUCUCGUUUCGCCUACUUAGCAUAACAGUCAAAAGCAUAAGCGCACUUUUAUCGUUUCUCGUUGUUGUUUAAUUGCGUGCAUGUUCGUAAUUUCAGUUUCUCUUUCUUCCUUUCAAGUUCCGCGCGUUCUACUGCGACAGCCAGCUUGUUCUACCAAGGUAAGUAAUAUCAUCAUAACGCCAAGGCCUGCGAUCUCAUUACAUAUAGAUACGCCACUACUUAAACUUACGCACGUCCCGUAUCAUCUCACUACCGCUUACAACAUGCUUGAUAGUCCCAAUUUCCAAUCUCCACAAAAGACAUAG
Molecule: messenger RNA, 705 nt
Organism: Amoebophrya sp. A120
Lineage: Eukaryota; Dinophyceae; Syndiniales; Amoebophryaceae
Source: the annotation of a GenBank genome assembly